AUGAAGUCUGCCAUCCUUCUCGGCCUCACCGGCCUUGCUGCCAACGUGCACGCUCAUCCCGCUCCGCACCCGGAGACCGGCUCUGGCUUGGCCAAGCGCGGCAUUGAUAUCAGCAAGUACAGCCUGCCCAGCCUGUCUGACUACACUCCUUCGACACACGUCGAGGAGGAGGCGUCUAUCCAGGCUGAGGGUUUCAAGCGCGACUACGUCGCCACCGCUACCCGAGCUGUCAAGCGAGCUGCUCCCAACGCGGAAUUCCGUGUCGUUCCCGACCACUAUAUCGAUGUUGACGGCAUUGGCCACGUCCACUUCAAGCAGACAGCCCACGGCAUUGACAUUGACAAUGCUGAUUUCAAGGUCAACAUUGGCCGAAACGGCAGAGUCUUCUCUCACGGCAACAGCUUCUUCUCCGGCAAGCUGCCCGCUGAGAGCCCCCUGAAGAAGCGUGACUUCUCCGACCCCACGAAUGCGCUCAAGGGUGCUGUCGACAUUUUGGGCCUCCCCAUCCAGGCCGAAGGCGCCACCGCCGAGGCUCAGGAGGGAACUGAGAAGUACACUCUCAAGGGCACUUCCGGUGCUGUCAGCGACCCCGAGGCCCGCCUGGUCUACCUCGCCAAGGAGGACGGAACUCUGUCCCUGACCUGGCGAGUCGAGACCGACGUCGUCGACAACUGGCUGCUCACCUACAUCGACGCUGCCACCAACAAGGAGGUCCACGGUGUCGUCGACUACGUCAGCGACUUUGCCACCGUCGAGGUGUUCCCCUGGGGCCUCAACGACCCCACGGAGGGCGACCGCAAGACCUUCACUGACCCGUGGAGGAUCGAUGCCUCCCCCUUCACCUGGUUCGGCGACGGAACCACAAACUACACCACCACGCGCGGCAACAACGCCAUUGCCCAGGUCAACCCCAACGGAGGCAACGACUACCUCAACAACUACCGCCCAACCAGCGCAACCCGGGCCUUUGAGUACCCCUUCACGCUGACCCAGACCAACCCCACGGACUACCGUGACGCCUCCAUCACGCAGCUGUUCUACACUGCCAACAAGUACCACGACUUGCUGUACGUCCUCGGCUUCAACGAGGUUGCCGGCAACUUCCAGGCCAACAACAACGGCAAGGGUGGUUUGGGCAAUGACUUUGUCAUCCUCAACGCCCAGGACGGCUCUGGCACCAACAACGCCAACUUUGCCACUCCCGCCGACGGCAGCAACGGCCGCAUGAGGAUGUACAUCUGGACCGUGUCCACUCCCCGCCGUGACGGCUCCCUCGAGGAGGGCAUCGUCAUCCACGAAUACACUCACGGACUGUCCACCCGUCUCACCGGUGGCCCUGCCAACUCCGGCUGCCUGUCCGGCGUCGAGGCCGGCGGCAUGGGCGAAGGCUGGGGCGACUUCUACGCCACGGCCAUCCGCCUCAAGGCCGGCGACACCCGUUCCACCGACUACCCCAUGGGCGCCUGGGCCGACAACAACCUCAAGGGCAUCCGCCAGUACCCCUACUCCACCAGCCUGACCACCAACCCGCUCACCUACAAGUCGGUCAACACCCAGAACGAGGUCCACUCCUCCGGCACCACCUGGGCCUCCAUCCUCUACGAGGUCCUCUGGAACCUCAUCGACAAGUACGGCAAGAAUGACGCCGACUUCCCGACCUUUGACAGCCAGGGCGUGCCCACCGACGGCAAGUUCCUCGCCCUCAAGCUCGUCCUCAACGGCCUCGCCCUCCAGCCCUGCACGCCCACUUUCGUCUCUGCCCGUGACGCCAUCCUCGACGCCGACCGCUCCCUGACUGGUGGCGAGAACUUGUGCGAGCUGUGGACUGCCUUUGCCAAGCGCGGUCUUGGCUCCGGAGCCAGGUACUCUGCUUCCGCCCGAACUGAGAGCUUCACCAUCCCCUCUGGUGUCUGCUAA
Messenger RNA from Trichoderma aggressivum f. europaeum, 1917 nucleotides. RefSeq lists its product as uncharacterized. Lineage: Eukaryota; Fungi; Ascomycota; Sordariomycetes; Hypocreales; Hypocreaceae. The transcript is spliced from 3 exons. The record is from RefSeq and is a predicted model, not a curated record. Gene Ontology annotation, molecular function: zinc ion binding; metalloendopeptidase activity. The coding region runs from base 1 to 1917 and encodes 638 amino acids.